AUGGUUGACGAUAAAAAGGCAGGAGCUCCCAAGAAGGGAGCCAAGAAAGUCAUCAAGAGCGGCAAGAAGAGGAAGAAGGCCAGGAAGGAGAACUACUCCAUCUACAUCUAUAAGGUGAUGAAGCAGGUCCACCCGGACACCGGCAUCUCCUCCCGUGCCAUGAGCAUCAUGAACUCGUUUGUCAACGACAUCUUCGAGCACAUCGCCGGCGAAGCCUCCCGCCUGGCCCGCUACAACAAGCGGCAGACCAUCAGCUCCCGGGAGAUCCAGACCGCCGUGCGCCUGCUGCUGCCCGGGGAACUGGCCAAGCACGCCGUGUCGGAGGGCACCAAGGUGAUGACCAAGUACACCAGCUCCAAGUAG
Messenger RNA from Carcharodon carcharias (great white shark), 363 nucleotides. Its product is annotated as late histone H2B.L4-like. The record is from RefSeq and is a predicted model, not a curated record. Gene Ontology annotation, cellular component: nucleosome. Gene Ontology annotation, molecular function: DNA binding; structural constituent of chromatin; protein heterodimerization activity. Bases 1 to 363 code for a protein of 120 amino acids. The transcript has a single exon. NCBI's taxonomy places the organism in Eukaryota, Metazoa, Chordata, Chondrichthyes, Lamniformes, Lamnidae.